Messenger RNA from Rotaria sp. Silwood2, 258 nucleotides. NCBI's taxonomy places the organism in Eukaryota, Metazoa, Rotifera, Eurotatoria, Philodinida, Philodinidae. The record is from the annotation of a GenBank genome assembly.
AUGGGUGACUAUUCAAAUGCACUUUCAUCUCGUCAAAAAGCACUGGAAAUCAAACAAAAAACUCUUCCUCCAAAUCAUCCUGAUUUUGCUCGUACUUAUGGACAUAUUGGAAUGGUGUCUUCUAAAAUUGGAGAGCAUUCAAAAGCUGUGUUAUAUUGUGAGCAAGCACUUAAAAUAGUAGAAAAUGCACUACAUGCAAACUAUCCAAAUAUUCAACUAUAUAGAAAUAACCUCGAAUAUGUGAAAAAGAAAAUGUAA